AUGAGCGGCUUGGGGCAGCGGGUCCGCAACACGUACGCGUCGGGCGCGCCGGCCAACUAUGUGCCCGGUCUGGGCCGCGGCGCCGUGGGCUUCACGACGCGGUCGGACAUCGGCCCGGCGCGCGCGCCCAUGGCGCAGGACGGGACGCAGGACGCGCCGUUCCUGCCGCCGGGUGCAGCUGCCGGGCGCGGCCUCCCGGGCGCCGGCCGCGGCUCGGGCACCGCCGGCAUGGGCGGUUUCGGCCGCGAGAAGGACGAGAACGAGGACUUCGGCGACUACAGCGAGACCAACUACGACGAGUUCUCGGGCUACUCGUCGCGCGGGCUGUUCCAGGACACGCCGUACGACCAGGACGACAAGGAGGCGGACGACGUGUACGAGCAGGUGGACGCGCGCAUGGACUCGCGGCGCAAGAGGAGGCGCGAGCUCAAGCAGCUGGAGGAGCUCAAGAAGGCGCGGCGCGAGAUGCCCAAGAUCAGCGACCAGUUCGCCGACCUCAAGGGCUCGCUGCAGAGCAUGUCGGACGCCGAGUGGGACAUGAUCCCGGACAUCGGCGACUACUCGCUCAAGUACAAGACCAACACGGCGCUGCAGAAGCGCAACGAGAUGUUCGCGCCCGUGCCUGACAGUCUGCUGGGCGCCAACGCCGGCCAGUCCACGGCCGCGGCCGUGGCCGGCACCGUCACGCCCGGCGUGGACACGCCCAGCAGCGGCAUGGCCAGCUCCGUCACGGGCCUGGCCGGGGCCAGAGGCGCGCAGCUGUCGCACAAGCUGGACAAGAUGUCGGACUCGAUCUCCGGCCAGACUGUGGUGGACCCCAAGGGUUACCUGACGGACCUCAACAGCCUCAAGCUGACCAGCGACGCCGAGAUCGGAGACAUCAAGAAGGCGCGCCUGCUGCUGAGGUCGGUGACCAUGACCAACCCCAAGCACGGCCCGGGCUGGAUCGCGGCAGCCAGACUGGAGGAGGUGGCCGGCAAGAUCGUGCAGGCCAGGAAGAUCAUCGCGCAGGGCUGCGAGUCCUGCCCCACGCAGGAGGACGUCUGGCUCGAGGCCGCACGUCUGCAGAACCCGGAGAACGCCAAGACGAUUCUGGCCAAGGCUGUUCGACAUGUGCCCAAGUCGGUCAAGGUCUGGCUGCAGGCGGCGCAGCUGGAGAACGACGACGAGCUCAAGAAGCUCGUGAUGCGGCGCGCGCUCGAGUUCAUCCCCAACUCGGUCAAGCUGUGGAAGGCUCUGAUCGAGCUGGAAGAUGUGGAUGGCGCGCGUAUUCUCCUGGGUCGCGCGGUUGAGUGUGUCCCGCAAGCUGUGGAUCUGUGGCUUGCGCUGGCGCGUCUUGAGACGUACGAGAACGCCAAGAAGACGCUGAACAAGGCGCGCGCAGCCAUCCCGACGGAGCCCUCGAUCUGGAUCACGGCUGCUAAGCUGGAGGAAGCGCAGGGAAAGAACCUCGACAUGAUCGACCGCAUCAUUCAGCUGGCACUCAAGUCGCUGCAGAAGCACCAAGUGGUGAUGAACAGAGAGAUGUGGCUCAAGGAAGCUGAAGCGUGCGAGCAGGCCGAGGCACCGUUAACGUGCGCUGCUAUUGUUCGCGCCAGCUUGGACGUUGGAGUUGAGCCUGAGGACAGAAAGCGCACAUGGAUGGACGACGCCGAGAACAGCAUCAACCGAGGCGCGCUGCUGACAGCGAAGGCCAUUUAUGCGGCUGCGCUGAAGGUUUUCCCGGGUAAGAAGUCGAUCUGGCUGCGCGCUGUCGCGCUCGAGAAGCGAGUGCAGGAGGGCAAGAGCCCCGAAUCGGUCGAGCAUUUGCUACAGAAAGCAGUCACGUGUUGUCCCCACGCUGAGAUCUUGUGGCUCAUGGCGGCCAAGGAGGUGUGGACCAACGGUUCGGUGGAGAAUGCGCGCUUGAUCUUGCGCCAAGCUUUCAGCGCCAAUCCAAACAGCGAGGCGAUUUGGCUUGCUGCUGUGAAGUUGGAGUGGGAGAACGAUGAAAUCGACUUGGCUAGAGCGUUGCUGGCGAAGGCGCGUGCUCAGGCUCCAUCGCCUCACGUGUGGAUGAAAUCGGUGCUUCUUGAGCGAGAGUGCGCCGAAAAUCGUAAGGAUGAAGAAGACCUCGUGCUGGAAGGCAUCAAACUCUACCCAGACUUCCCUAGAUUGUACAUGAUGGCGGGGCAGUUCUAUGAAGCAUUAGAGCCUCCAAACUACGAAAAGGCGAAGAAGAUGUACCGUGAGGGUGUUCAGCAUUGCCCGAAGUCAAUUCCGCUGUGGACUCUCGCUAGUCGCCUAGAGGAGAAGAUGAACGGUGUGACUAAAGCUCGUUCGGUGCUGGAAAUGGCUCGCCUCAAGAACCCGAAAAACGAUGUGCUGUGGCUGGAAGCUGCGCGACUGGAAGCCCGAUGGGACAACCCCAAGGGCCAGGAAAUGCUGAUGGCCAAGGCCCUGCAAGAGUGUCCCGAGUCUGGUAUCCUGCUGGCAGAGUCCAUCGAUAUUGCCCCUCGCGCGCAGCAGAAGCGCGCGUCGUUUACCGCGCUCAAGAAGAAAGACAACGAUCCUUCGGUUUGUUUGUCCGUCGCAAAGCUGUUCUGGCAGGAGCGGAAGUACUCCAAAGCACGCAAGUGGCUGGAGCGUACGGUUCAGCUGGACUCGGAUUUCGGAGAUGCAUGGGCCCAUUACUAUCUUUUCGAGUUGAAGCAUGGGUCUAAGGAUGCGGCCGAUAAGAUCCUAAAGCGUGGUGUGACCUCUGACCCGCAUCACGGCGAGAAAUGGACUCGCGUGUCGAAGCAGACCCAGAACCGUCGCAAGAAGGUGGAGGAGCUGAUCAAGCUCGUCAGCCUCACGCUGCCGUUUGCAGAACAACCGUAGGAGCAUCGCGGCCGGUCACUCGACUCGGGUAAGAGAGAAGAAGACUGAAGCAUCAUAC
Molecule: messenger RNA, 2920 nt
Organism: Phytophthora sojae
Lineage: Eukaryota; Oomycota; Peronosporomycetes; Peronosporales; Peronosporaceae
Exons: 1
Coding region: 1-2862 (953 amino acids)
Biological process (GO): mRNA splicing, via spliceosome; spliceosomal tri-snRNP complex assembly
Cellular component (GO): catalytic step 2 spliceosome; U4/U6 x U5 tri-snRNP complex
Molecular function (GO): protein binding
Source: RefSeq, a predicted model, not a curated record